AUGGUGGGACCAAAUCUGGAAUAUUGUGAGCAGUUCUGGUUGCUGCACCUCAACAGGGAUGUAGCAGAGCUGGGGAAGGUUCGGAGGAGGGCAACCAAGAUGGUCCAGGGCCUGGAGCAGCUCCCCUAUGAAGCAAGGUUGCAACAUUGGGGGCCUUGUAGUCUAGGAGGGAGGCGAAUGAGAGGGGACAUGAUGGAGGGGUACAGAAUUAUGCAUGGCUGCGCGAAGCGAGUCGGGACCGCCGCGCGGAAGGAGCGCUUGCAGGGCGCGAUCCACGCCGCCUCCGUCCACCGCCGCCUCGCAGUGCUUCGGGCGAGCCCCCCGGAUUUUCCUCGGCGCCCCCCGCCGCCGCCGCCCCGAGCUCGGAACUUAACCGCCUGGCCCAGUGGAUCGAGCCGGCCCAGCCCGAGGGAGGCGGAGGAGGCAGCCGGGGGGGCGGGGGGCGGAGGCGCCCCUCGGGGGGAGCCGCCGCCGCCAGAGCGCCCGGGCGCACAGCCGCGCCAGGCUUACCCGCCCAGCGCCAGGGCGCAGCCGCCGCCGGAGCCCAUCGGGCGGCGAUCGCCCGGCCGCGCCGCUUCUUUCAGCGUCUCCCGCCCCGCCGCCGAGCCGGGCGGCCGCGCCCUGCGGAGCCUCUCGCCUUCGGUGCGCCAACUUUCCCGGCGCUUCUGCGCGCCCCGCGGCGGGGCCGAAGAGGACGCGGCGCUCGGCCCGGCGAGCCGCGGAAGAGCCACCUGCGGCCGCGCCGCCGCCGCCGCCCCCCAGACGGACCUGGCGGGCGCCGAGGCGGGCGGGGGGCCGCAGCCGGAGCAGCCCCCGGCCCCGCCGCCCCGCAGCAACAGCGGCGGCGGCGGCCCGAAGGGGCCGAGCGAGCCCGCGGCGCUCGACUGGCCCAGCGUGACCGAGAUGCGCAAACUUUUCGGCGAGAGUUUUCGGCGGCAGCAGCAGCCGCAGGCGGCCGAGCCCAGGGGCGGCCCCGGCGAGGACUGGGCGGGACUGCGGGGCAAAGCCCGGCCGCUGGCGCCCGAACCCCCGGGGGCCGCGCCGCCCCGGCAGCCGGGCGUCUCGGAGGGCGGCGGCGGCGGGGGAGCGGCCGCGCCGCUGCGGCUGCCCGACGGGCCGGCGCUUCCCGGGGGCCGCUCUGAAGACGGGGCCUGCUUCCCCGAGGAGCGCCGGGGCGCCCCACCGCCGCCCCCGCCCCGCAGCUGCAUCCCCUUUCCGGGGCUCCGGGCGCAGCGGGGCCCCCGCGGCCCGGCGGAGAGGCCGCCGCAGCUGUGGGAUACUUCGCAUUCCUGGCAUAGCUCUCCCUCGCCGGCCGCCGCCGCCGCCUCGGCCUCCUCCCCGGCCUGGGGUGGCUGGGUCCCCCCGGAGGUCUCCAGCAGCAGCGAGGACGAGCUGCGGCCCCCGCCGGCCUUGGCCCCCGCCGCCCCGGGCGGGAACGGCUGGCGCAGCUCCCCCGAGCGCUCCUCGGGCAGCGAGGAGGACCCCCGGCUGCCGGCCCCCCGGAGGCGCUCCCUCCGCAAGAAGAAGCGGGACCCCGAGGCGCAGGACCAGGCCCCGCUGGGGGCGCGGGCGGCGGCGGCCGGCAUGGAGUGGCACCUCAAGGCGCAGCGGGACCUCUCGGGAGGCCUCCUGCCCGCCGGGGAGGAGGAGCGGACGGGCCCGGCUCCCCCCGCCGAAGCCAGAGGGGCCCGCAAUGGCGCCGAGGGGCACCGACCGCUUUCGGGGGGCCCCCCCGGGGGCAGCAGGCCCUUCCCCAGCAACUUCGGCCCCCUUUCCUCGGGGCCUCCCCUGCCCCUGGUGUCCAGGGUCUCCAAGGUGAACAUUCCCCCCUUUGCCUCCAGCCCAUCCGGGUCCCGAGGUAGCAGCCGAUACUCCAGCACCGAGACCUUGAAAGAGGAUGACCAGCUGGGGGGCUCCUGGGCCGGCCCAAGCAAGGCAAGUCUUGGCCUGUGUCGGGUGCCCAGUUUCGGGGAAGGCGACGGCCCCGCCAGGCUGCAGCCACAGGUCCGGGCCCGCCCCAAGCUGCCUUUGGGGUUUGCCAGGGCCAAACAGGAGCCGUCCUCCUUUGAGAAUUUGCUCCCCUGCGGCCUCGAAGCAGCCGAGAAGUCCAAGCACCAGAAGUCCAUGUCCAACCCGGACAUCACCAGUGAGACGCUGGCCCUCCUCAGUUUCCUGAAAUCGGACCUUUCGGAGCUGAAGGCCAGGAAAAGGGGCAGCAGGUUGAGUGACCAAGAAGAGAUGGAGUUUGGUGGAGGUGGUGGCAGCAGAUACGAACACUACCACCCAGGAGGAGCAGAGCACCAGUUGGUGGGUAGAACCCAAGGUGAGCUUCAACCACCAAGCUGUUGGGCCUUGGGCAGCCGUCCAAGUCUGAAAGACCUCACAGCCACCCUGCGGCGGGCCAAAUCUUUCACUUGCUCGGAUAAACCAGCACCCCGCAGGCUCUUCCUGCAGAAUGCCAUGAAGCAGAGCUCUUCGGAGCUUCUGCUUCCCACUAGUGUUGACCACAACGGUCUGGUUUCUGACGGCGACGUUGGCCGAGGCAGGGAAGAGGAGGUGCUCCCUGUAAUAAUCCAAGAUCAGUACAUUCAAGAAGCCAGGCAAGUUUUUGAGAAGAUAAGUAAGAUUGGCUCAGAACACAAUUACAGUUUUGCUUUGGACUCGAAGGAGAACUUUGGAAAGGGCGAGAGGGAGGAGGUAGAACCUCUGGGAGAUAAGGUUCCAGAAGAAAGCUGUGGUCAAUGCUUGAAGAAAGCUGAUUCUGAAGAAAACUUGUCCUGCGGGAAGCAGUUAGAAGAAGGUCCUGAAUCCAGUAUGACAGAUGAAGGAAUUGUGACGGAGCCAGAAACAUCUCCUGCCUACAGUUACCUUGAUCCGUCUGUUGCCGCGUGGAAGUUGGCCAACCGAAGAGGAAGCGAAGGCGGCCCACUGGAGAGGAAGGAGAAACUUCUCCCAAACCAUUUAACCAAAGGGAAUAAUGAGAAGGUGGCUGCUGUUGAUGAGGUCAUCCCCAAUCACAAGAUGGUGUCCCAAGGAUUGUUGGAGGCACCCCUCACCCCUAGUGCCCUUCGGCGCCGGAGGAAGUUCCCAUCAAUGGGAAACAAUGGUUCUGAAUCCAGCAAUGGAAGCAGUGGGGAAUCCAGUGGUGAGUCCUACAGAUCCCUCAGCGAUCCUAUGCCCCACAGAAGGUGCUCCAUCACAGAGGACUCGAAGAACUUCUCCGUCGAUAGCAACCUUCUGGGGCCGCUGAACUCAAAGCCUGGCGUCUUAGAUUCCUCAGCCGUGGCCUUGUCCAACUGCACAGGAAGUGCGGCCAGCGACCUCUCCGUUUGCAGUGAUGGCAUCAAGGAUUACAGCACUGUGAUCCAGAACAUUGUCAGCCAGCCUGGGGCCAUGGACAGAGUGAUUGAUGAGAAGGGGAAUGGCAAGCCCAUCAAGAAGAAGUCUUUCAGUGACCCCAGCCGCCGCGGCGAGCAUGCCAGCCCAGGCUUCAUGGGGGCUGGAGAGCCCAUCAGUGAGAUGGAUCAGAACAUCCUUCCGUCCAGCAGCGAACCCAUCCUUUCAGAGCAGAGGGGCCAGCCGAAGGAGCAGGAAGUGGGCAGGCUGUCCUCCCAGUCUGAGCAAAUUCUGCCGAUGCCGCCAGAAGACAAUGCAGUUGACGUCCCUCAUGGCUAUAGCUUUGAUCCUAAGCUGGCUGAAGUCUUGUCCCCUAGGAUAGUUCGGCGGAGUUCCAAGAAACGGAGCGACCGUGUGAACAGCCAGGAGAGCAGAGACGACGACGUUGUCCCAUGCUCCACUGUGCCCACCACGCUGGGCAGAGCAAGGCCGACCUCCAAGCACGUGCGCCACACCAGUGAACCCGCCACUUUUAUCCCCAUCUCAGAUGUCAGCCUCCCAAGUUCAGUCCAUCAGAAUGCCCACCCUGCCAUGCAGGAGCUUCCACGUCUGCCUUCAAAGCCGUACCCUGUCCUUCAGGUUCCAUCGUUGGAGGAUGUUACUAAACACUACAUGUUGACCCUCAGUUCCGGGGAGCCCCUUUCCACCAACACUGUGGAUACCCCCGGAUCGUCACCUGCCACGCCAACCACGUCUGAACCCAAACUUCCCAGAUGCCCCAAACACCAUGGAGAUGGGAAUGCUAGCAGCUCCAGGAGCAAGCCACAAGUGGAUAUGCGGAAACAUGUCACCAUGACACUCCUGGACACGGAGCAGUCUUACGUGGAGUCUCUCCGGACCCUGAUGCAGGGUUACAUGAAACCCCUGAAGCAGCCGGAAAACUCCACCCUCUGUGACCCCUCGCUGGUGGAUGAGAUCUUUGAUCAGAUUCCCGAGUUGCUGGAACAUCACGAGGAGUUCCUGGAGCAAAUCUCCGAAUGUGUGCAGAACUGGCAUGAGAAACAGAAAGUGGGCGAUAUCUUAGUACAGUCCUUCUCCAAAGACAUCUUGGUGAAUAUUUACUCUGCCUACAUCGAUAACUUUCUCAACGCCAAAGAUGCUGUAAGGAUCGCCAAGGAAGCCCGGCCAGCGUUCAUGAAGUUUCUGGCGCAAAACAUGCGAGAAAACAAAGAGAAACAGGCCCUCUCCGAUCUCAUGAUCAAGCCCGUGCAACGAAUUCCACGCUACGAACUUCUGGUCAAGGACCUUCUGAAACAUACUUCAGAGGAGCAUCCAGACUACCUGUUCUUGAUAGAAGCCCAGAAGAGCAUCAAGCAGGUGGCUGAGAAGAUCAAUAAAGGGAUGAAGAGUGCGGAAGAGGUGGAGCGGAAUGCUCGCAUAGUGCAGGAGAUCGAAUCGCAUAUUGAAGGAAUGGAAGAUCUUCAGGCUCCGCUUCGGAGGUUUUUACGGCAGGAGAUCGUGGUGGAAGUGAAGCCGGUGGGUGGCAAGAAGGACCGCUCGCUUUUCCUCUUCACUGACUUGCUAGUUUGCACUACGCUGAAACGGAAGUCGGGGUCUCUGCGACGGAGUUCAAUGAGUCUCUACACUGCAGCCAGCCUGAUCGACACCGCCAGCAAGUACAAGCUGCUUUGGAAAAUGCCUCUGGAAGACGUAGACAUGGUGAAAGGGAGCUCUCAGUGCGCCAACCGAGAGAACAUCCAGAAAGCCAUCUGCCGCCUGGAUGAAGACCUCAGCACGCUUGGCCAAGUCAGCAAACUUUCUGAGACCCUCAGUUUCCCCCACCAGACCCUCGAUGACGUUAUCAAGGACUUAAUGGCUGCCAUCCACCGGGAACUCACGGAGAAGCAGUCGAUGUCAUUCAGCAUGUCCUUUCCGCCCAACAAAAUGGAGCUCACCGUCACCAAAUCCGACAGCACGGACUCUCAUAUUUUUGAAUUUCCCAAUCCAGACGCACGCCAUAGUUUUGAACAAGGCUUUGAGGACGCAAAGAAAAAGCUAGCGUCUAACAAAAAUUGUCUGGAUCCCGAGUUCCUGAAAGCAAUUCCCAUUAUGAAAACACGGAGUGGGAUGCAAUUCUCCUGCGCCUCCCCCAGCCACAGCAACCCGGAGAACGCCUACGAGGUCUGGGUCUGCAACAGCGACGGGUACGUCGGGCAGGUUUGCCUGCUCAGCAUCAAGAAGGAGCCCAUCGUAGAGGCUUGCAUCGCAGUCUGCUCUGCCCGGAUCUUGUGCAUCGCCUCGGUGCCGGGCCUCAAGAGGACUUACAGGGAACGUCCAGUCUCUCUUGCCAGCCCAGCCUCGGAGCCUGCUAAUCCCGCACUGGAUGAGGCUGCACCUCAGCCAUGUUUGCAUAUCUCCAUUUGUGGUUCUUCCCUGGAGAUCUUGGAGCCGACGGACAGCACUGGCCGGGAACUUGUCCCUUUUGACAGCGACGACACAGACGAUGAGUCCUCACCCAGUCCCUCCGGCACGCUCCAGAGCCAUUCCACCAUCUCCAGUUUUACAAAUGAGGAGAUUCCAAGCUCCAAAGAUGUGACAGCAGAGACCACCAGCUCUGAAGAGGAGCAGGAUCCCAGUAGCUUCCUUCCCAUUGGUCGCCCCUUUGCCCAGAACCGGAUCAGCGAAAGCUCCAUGGAUGGCCGAGCUAUGAGACGCUCCAGUCAAGGGUCCUUCACCAGGGCCAGCCUGGAAGACCUGCUGAGCAUGGAUCCUGAGGCCUACCAAAGUUCCAUGUGGCUGGGGACAGAGGAUGGUUGUAUCCAUGUCUACCAGUCUUCAGACAACAUUCGCAACAGGAAAAACAGCCUGAAGAUGCAGCACUCAGCCUCUGUGACGUGCAUUUUGUAUCUUGAUAACCAGGUGUUCGUGUCGCUGGCCAAUGGAGAGCUGGUGGCCUAUCAGAGGGAAGCAGGGCGUUUCUGGGACUCUCAGAACUCCAAGUCGCUCUUGUUGGGCUCUCCGGGCAGCCCUGUGACCAAGAUGGUGGCUGUGGGUGGGAAGCUCUGGUGUGGAUGCCAGAACCGAAUCAUCAUCCUCAAGACUUCCACGCUGCUGCAGGAGCACACGUUUCUGGUUGGGCAGGACAGCAAUCGCAGCGUGACCUGCCUGGUGACCUCCAGCAUAGGGAUUUGGGUCACCCUCCAGGGGAGCGCCCAGGUGAGGCUGUACCAUCCUGCCAGCUAUGACCAGUUGGCUGAAGUGGACAUCACCCCUCCAGUCCACAAGAUGCUGGCAGGAUCAGACGCGAUCAUCCGUCAGCACAAGGCGGCUUGCUUGCGGAUCACUUCCCUCCUGGCCUGCAAAGAUUUGCUCUGGAUCGGCACCAGCGCGGGUGUAGUGCUGACCCUUUCCAUCACAGGCAACGCCGCUGCUUUGAAAACUCCACCUUUACCGGUGGGACUUUCUCAGGGCCACACUGGGCAUGUCCGGUUCCUCACCUCCAUUGAGCUGCCAGAAGGAUUCAGCGUCCUUUUUCCCCUGCCGGGGGAACCAGGUACAGAAAAAUCCAGUGAUCUGGAGAAGCGAGAUUCCACGAGGCACCGGCCGUCAAAGUCCAAAAUGCUUGUGAUCAGCGGCGGAGACGGCUAUGAGGAUUUCAGACUCACAAACAGCAGUGAGACAGUGGGCCGGGAUGACAGCACAAACCAUCUGCUGCUCUGGAGGGUCUGAUGCAUGUCGGAACAGGGCCCCCCUCUGGGUGGGGCAGGGUAGAGAGGAGGGAAGCGCCAGUUCCGUCCUAGCCGUUCACGUGUGAACGCGUGCUACUCUAGCUGUGUGUCAUCCCCCACCUCGACUGUCUUGUACGCGUGAUUGCCACCUAGAUCCGCUGCCCCGACAGAGCCGUGCCUCAAGGAGGAUUGUUGCCGACCCCCCACCAACACCCUAGAAUGCAAAUCCAUAUUGCACGACUCGCGCUUACUGCUGUCUUUAAGUGUAACGGGGGUGUGCAUGCACACGUGUGUGCAAGAGGCUGAAGGAGGGCCCGAGGGGCCAUGCUGUUACGCAGAGGCCCCAUUGGACGGCCCAGGGGGUAAAUGUAGGCAUUCAGCCUUAUUUAAGAAGGGCUGGUCUGCUUUGGGGAACCCGUUUGGUGAGAUGCCCCCAACUCAACCCACAGAGGGAUCGGAUCUUGUGCCGCUGUUUCUGAUCAGCGACGGUCUCCAAAUCCAACCCAGGCGGCUUCGGCAAGAUUUACACAACACCCAGAAAUCUGCUCCCAAUCCAGUCGGAACUGAUGCAGACUCCCAUCCCUCGGAUUCACCCACCUGCUUUUCUAAUGGAGGUGCGAAAACAGAAAUCCACCCUGAACUUCCCAACACUCAGCAGGCCAAUAUCUUUCAAGCGCUCCGUUUCCUUGGCUCAUCGCUAUGGAUUCCCUUCCCUCACCGCCAGGAUACAGAUAACUUGGGGGGGGGGUGCUGUUUUGCUUGCAUGUGGGUGUGUGUGUGCGUGUGUCUUUUUUAAAUGUAUGUAUAAAUAAUCUUUAUUUAUUGUUGAUCGGAGCGAGGAGGAGGAGGUGUUCUGGGCCUGGGGAGACCAAUGGCUUAGGGGGCUGAGAAUGCUUACGGCUGGUUCCUCGCCUUAGCCGGAGGGGGUCUGAAUCGGGAUAAUGGAAGGGUCAUUGCUAGAGAGUAACCAUAGAAGGUCCUUGGUAUCUACAGUAGGUUAAGCCUAUUGCAGUGCAGUCAUUCCAGAGUGGCUGGUGGUGAAGUGUGUGUGUGUCUGUGUGUCUGUGUGUGUUCAUAAAAGGCUGGUCAGGACAGAAAAAUUGUGGAUGGAGACACUUAACAAGGGUUUGGACCAGUGUUUCUCAAAGUUGCCAAGGUUGAGAAACACUGGUCCAGACAGGAUAGCUGCAAUACGGAGCAGAAUUUCCUGCAUGUUUUGUACAUGUCGGGAGACCAUUUUCCUUGGUGCCUCCUCGCCAUGCCAUCCGGGAACAGAAGUGGGUGGGGAGCAGAGGUUUACAGUCCCCCCCUCCGAACCUUUGUACAGUAUUUAUGUUUCGUUUUUUAUAGCCAGCUCUUCGCUGUUUGCAGAUGGGGACAAAGAUGCCUUGGAGGGUUAGUGGCACUUAAUUUACAGGUUCCUUCUUAAGGAAUGUCAAGGAGGGGACGCCCAAAUAAAUCCAGGGGGCCCCCAUAAGAGCGAUUGGGUUUGUUAUCGCCUGCUGCCCCAGAACAUCAGGAAAGAAUCAAGAGUGCAAGCGAAGCAGCAGUAAACCUACUCCUAACAGCUAUGAAUGGCCUUGGACAUGGUUACGAGAGGAAGAAGGUGGGGAGAGAGAAAAACAUAGACUUACUGGUGAACCAGUGGCAAUUUCUGGGGAUUGUUCAGAGCUAGAUUUUAUCUCUCUCUGUCUUCGGCCAUGGACUUCUGGAUGAGAUGUCCGGCCAGAGAAUUUCUUCCACCCAUCCUGUGCAGACUGACUCAGAUAUAAAUCGUGCUAAGUCCGGUCAUGCUUUGCAACCUUCAUCUGUUUAGAGAAGAAUGCGAGACAACACACAUUGGUAACGGCUAAACACAUAACUACUUCGUUAGUCAGUUGGCAGUCUGUUAGGAUAUAAGAAAAUCUUAAGUAGAAGCCAACCACCUUUGAUAUCACUAUCUCAAGCCAAUCUUAAGGAUUUGAAGCAUAUCCCCAGGAGAGGUUACUUCGAUCCCAAAUGGUGCACUUGCUUCCAAUCUAAAGAGUGAAUUUCAUAUUACAGGUUUUCCGACCCCUUCUCCAUAUCUGAGCACUUAAAAAGAAAGCUGUACUUUCUGAAGAGUGAGCUUCAUAAUCCGUCAAAACUCAGACUUUGGAACCAAACUGAAAUGUAAUUUUAUCCACUUGGUUUUGAAACAGAGACUCACGUGGCUUCUGCAUUCCUCGUUUAUUGUAGAUUUCUGAAUCCCUGGUACAAAACAUGCCCCCAAACAUUGGAACUUACUUUUGGUUCAAACAGAUUUAGCCUAGACUUUGUUUGACUUCCAAAUCUUUGCAGGGUGGAAUUAGGCUAUAGCAAUCUUAUAGUACUGUCCAUUUCAGGGCAAUAUUAGGAUAGCUUUUUAUAACCCUCCUACAUUUGGCAAUAUGAGUAUCACUUCUUGGCUGAGCAGGAAAAGCCAAGCAGGAUUGGUACUUGGAUAGGAUACCACCAGGAAAUCCCAGGCAGGAAAGUUGGGAAAAACAUCCCUGAAGGAGACAGAAGCAGGCAUUUCUGUUUGUGGCUGUGGAAGGUACAUGGAUAUGCCCAUAUAGCCACCAGGAGUUAAACUCAACUCAAGAGAGGCUUUAUCUUUCUAGAGCAGUGUGUCUCAACCUCAGCAACUUGAAGCUGCGUGGACUUCAACUCCCAGAAUUCCCCAGGCUCCACUUUUCAGCUUAGGCAAGUAAAAUUUUUAAAAAUGCUCAUGGCUGGAAUUUUGGAGUCUGAAUAAAUUUUGAAGAAGCCCAACCCUUCUGGAGAAAAAGCCCUUUCUGCUUCAGCUGCUCUCCCCACUGCAGGCAACCCACCCAUGGUUUGUGGGUCUGUUUUGGGAUCUGCUUUGCAAUGCCAAUGGUUGGGAUGGCACUUUGCUGUGUGUCUCGGGAGGGAAGAAGCAUGGCACCUCUCCUCAAAAUGGAAAAGCAGGUGGGGUUUCUGUGGAGGGUGAAGCUGGAAGAGGAUUGGAAAGGGAAGAGAGAUGCCCUUGAAGUGACCUUGGAAUAGAAACCUGGCCUUGGGAAUGGCGAAGGGAAGAACAAACCUUUCAAGGAGGCAUUUCAGGAAAGAUGACGCAGUCCCAGGAAGGAAGGAAGCAUGAGAAAGAAGCUCAAGAUCACCCCAUCUUGAUUUGGGUUGGUAUAAGAUGGAGUAGAGAGAAACUCUGACCAGCUUUCAAGAUUCUGUUAUUCCACCCUGCAACAAUAAAGAUAUUCCCCUGUUACUCUUUUUUUUUUAACUUGCCUGCCUCAAAGGUGGUAGUUUUGUUUACAACAGUACAGAAAUGGUUUACCACUGGCUUCUUCCAGGGUAUUUUUGCAGCAUUCCAGCUCUUGGAUCUCCUGGUGGUCUCCCAUCUGCCUUCUAACUUGGCUUUUUAAAGAGCAACCAUGGUCAGCUGGCUGUAAGCUUAAUGACUCCCUCAAGUCCUGGCGACUUCGUGGACAUUUCCAUGU
This is a messenger RNA of Candoia aspera, 10540 nucleotides long. It is a transcript of the gene ARHGEF17, whose product is annotated as Rho guanine nucleotide exchange factor 17. The record is from RefSeq and is a predicted model, not a curated record. Bases 1 to 7065 code for a protein of 2354 amino acids. Gene Ontology annotation, biological process: actin cytoskeleton organization. NCBI's taxonomy places the organism in Eukaryota, Metazoa, Chordata, Lepidosauria, Squamata, Candoiidae. Gene Ontology annotation, molecular function: protein binding; guanyl-nucleotide exchange factor activity. The transcript is spliced from 23 exons.